Colossoma macropomum (tambaqui) is the source of this 4097-nucleotide messenger RNA. It is a transcript of the gene cttnbp2nlb, whose product is annotated as CTTNBP2 N-terminal like b. Lineage: Eukaryota; Metazoa; Chordata; Actinopteri; Characiformes; Serrasalmidae. The coding region runs from base 149 to 1921 and encodes 590 amino acids. The record is from RefSeq and is a predicted model, not a curated record. The transcript is spliced from 6 exons.
UAAUGCCCUCCCGUCUAUUGGCGGACUAGUUUGUCAGCGACUGUGGUCCGUCUUUCCAGAGGGAACGCUGUACGCACAGUUCAUAACUGGACAGUAACGCAUUAAAAGUGAAUGUACUGUGGGGAUUAAUGAGAAAACAUCGGAACGUAUGAAGGCAGGCAGGAUGAAUGUGGAGACUCUGAGUAAGACGGAGCUGCUGAUGCUACUUAGCAUCCUGGAGGGAGAGCUGGAGGCUCAGGACCUCGUCAUACACACACUCAGGGCGCAACACCGAGAUGCGUUUGUGCAGGAGCGCUAUGGGCAGUAUGACCUCAGUGACCCCUUCCUGGCCCUGCAGAGGGACAGCGAGGUGCUGCAGGGUCGAGAGCAGGGUCAGCCUCAGGAUCACAGUCACAGUGUCAGAGCCCACGUCAGUCCAAACCCACUGGCCGUGCUGAAGCUGGUGAUGACCCACUGCAAGCGCAUGCAGGAGAAAAUGAUGGCACAGCUGGCAGCUGCUGAGAGCAGACACAGACGGGUCAUUGCUGAUCUGGAGGAAGAGAAACGGCGCCAUGCCCAAGAUACAGCGGAGGGUGAUGAUGUCACAUACAUGCUGGAGAAGGAAAGAGAGAGACUACUGCAGCAGCUGGAGUUUGAGCGGGCACGGGCGGAGCGUCUGGAGCGCGAGCAGCAGACUGCAUCUGGUCAGGCACAGGAGGACCUGGCCCAGCAGCAGCAGCUCUCGUCCGCUCUGGCUAAAGAAUGCCAGCGGGCCAGUGCCCGCGCCCAGGAGGAGAGCCAGCGUGUGGCCCAGCUGUGCGAGCAGCUAGAGGAGGAGCGCAGGGCCGCUCAGGCCCUGCGGGGGGAGCUGGAGGCAGAACGGGCUCGCGCCCUGCAGACGGAGGCCCGUGCUGAAAGGCGGCUGGCCGAGUUCGACACAGAGCAGGAGCAGCUGAGGCAGAAGCUGCGUAAAGAGGAGAAGCGAAGCAAAGAACUGCAAGAGCUGAUUGAGAGCUUGAAGCAGGAGCUGCAGGAGAUGAAGGAGAAGGAGAAAGAAUGGAGAGCAAAAGAGGAGGAGGUGAAGAAGGUGAAGGAAACCCCAGCUAAAGCAACUUUGGCCUCUGCGGCCUGCCAGACCGAAACCGAUGGAAAAGCGGCCGUUGUUGAACAGUCUCAGCGGCCAAGGUUCAAUGGCUACCUACUGCGUAAAGAGAGUGACUCUUCAGUGGAGGAGAAGAGUGCAGAAAAUGGAGGGCUGGAGAACGGAGGAGGGACGCUGAGCUCCCCUGUCCAGGCACAGCAGUCUCUGUCCCCCAGUGGGACAGCCUGUUCCUCUCUCUCCUCCUCACCCUGCUCCUCGCCUGUGCUGGCCAAGCGGCUGGCCUCACUGGGCUCCUGCAGCCCCACCUACCCCUCGUCCUACCAGGCCAGCGUCAACCAGCGUUUCCAUGCCGCCCGCCACAAGUUCCAGCAGCAGGCCGAGCAAGAGCAACAUCUGCAACAUCAGCCUCACUCACCUCGUGACCUUUCACCCACCACUACUCCUCCACCUCCACCUGAGAACCCUACAGCCAAGCAGAUCGCCCGCAACACCGUCACACAGGUGCUGUCACGAUUCACCAGCCAAGCAGCAGGUAAACUGCCCCCUCCCAACAGCUCACCUUUCGGCACGGACUACCGCACCCUGGCAGCUUCUUCUUCUUCUUCUUCGCCCACAGGGAAAGGCCCAGGCCCCCUGUCGCCCGGCAUCCGCUCACCCAUCAUCUCUAGAAGCCACCCGCCCCCCAUACCCCCAAAGAAGCCCGGAAUGAACCAGUCUCCAGGAUCCCCCGUCCCCUCCACCCGUGGCAGCAACUUUCCGGAGCUGUCCGGGAGCUGCGGCCUCACCAGCACACAGGAGGGUUCUAAAGAGCUGGACCUGGUCAUGUCCUCCUCUAGCUAACCACUAACAGCACUCAAUCAACAGUCCAGACCAAAUUAAAGGGCCUAAUCUACAUAGUGCCCUUAGGACUUUCUCCUCGCCUAGUCCAUAAGACCUCCCACAGAGGUGUGAUUACAAAGCACUGAAAGGGUGAUUAAUUGUUGAAGUUGCCAUUCCUUUUACUCUGCAAACCUAAGCAUGUAAAACCAUUUGCAGGGCUGGAGAAGAGACAUUUAGAAGACCAAGUCCAGAACUGUGCUUCUUUAUCUAUGAAACUGAUGACAUUCAUUUAGAUUUUCUUUUUUAUCUAUUAUAUAUAUUAUCUUAUUGUUCCUUUUAUUUUAAGAGAUUUUAUUUAUCCCUAAAAUGUUAGCAUUGUCUUCUUGUGCCAUGCUUUAUGGUUAAUAAGGUUUGUUUAAAAAAAAUGGUUUCAAAAUGAACAGCAAUAACUAAUGAAUCAUUCUCAGGUAACUAAUCAAUCAUUUUACACUAUUAGCACAGGACCAUGCCGUUCAUAUCUAGCGGGAUGGUAAAUCAUGCAGCAUGCAUUAAAACUUAAAAUUUUUUGCAGUUACAAUAGAACUUUUCUCAUACUUUCACUGUAAUUUAAGUUCUACAUGAUUCUAGAAGCUCGAAAAUCACUUUAAAUUGUCAAAGAAAUUGAAAAGCAUGUCCAAGCAGUUUGUGUAGCAUGUGGUGAAAAGCUGCUUUGGCUGUACAGGAAGGGAAAUGGUUUUCUAGACGUGAGCGUGUUGCCCUCUAGUGUUAGACAGGUGAAAAGCUUUCUGUGUUCACUUUCCUUUUAGGGAAUUAACAUACACUGUCUGUCCAAAAAUAUCCAGGCACCCCUUCAAGUAAGUGAAUAUAGUUACUGUAAGGUGCACCUAUUGCUGAUACAGUUGUGCAGACACAGCUUCUGUAGUCUCUGGAGCAGCUACAUGAGCCUAAGGUCAACAUGCCUAAUGCCAGGCGUCGGCUAGAGGGGAAUAAUGUCCCCCAGCAUCCGGCCAUGGAGCAACUGCGUUCUCUGGAGUGAUGGAAGUGCAUCUAAUACCUUUGGGAUGAGAAAGGAGUGGCAUUUUUGAUCCAGAACGUACCAUCAAAAUCAGUGACCCUGACCUCACUAAUGCUCUUGUAGCUAAAUGCAAUCAGAUCUUCACAACAAUGUUUCAAAAUCUAGUGUAAAGCCUUCUCAGACGAGUAGAGGCCGUUACUGCAGCAAAUGGGAAGAGAAACUUCUUACUGAUACCCACGACUGCCGAAGAAACUGUGAAUGAGGAGGUGUCUAAGAGCUUUUGUCAUGUAACCAGAGGUUUGUGUAGCUGAGCGAUAGACUGUUGCCAGCAUGGCUAAUAAAUAACUAUGGUAGGUGAAGCAUGUGCCUCACUUCUAAAUAUGGUUUAAAAGAUGCAACAAUCAUUCAGAACCAAAUUACACAGGAUUUUACUGCAUGCUUUCUUUUUCCAUGUGCAGAUGUGAAGUUGAAACACUGGCUUUUUUUAAUGCAGCGAGACUAUUCCUCAUGUGUACAGAAUCUUGUUCACGUUUAUGUUGUAAAUGUUACAGUUUUAAACUGCUGUAGUUAAAACCAUUCACUGCAGUCUUAAGGAUAUUGUAUGUAGUAUGUAGUAGUAGUUAGUCCAAGAGAGAUGGCAUAUUAGGAAAUAGGUAGGCUUAUUCAUUGCAAAGAUAAAUGCACAAAUAAGUUAAAAUGCAUCUUUUUUUCAAUUAUUUAAGUGUUUAAAUCUCUGUCCCCAUCUUGCUAGGUUUAAGCCUGUGAAUUAUCAGUUAUAUAUGAACGGAUAUGUAUGUGUUUCAUGUUACUGAAUGCUAUACCAAUCUGUUUAUCCAGCUAGUUCACAUGAACUUGUAAGUUUUUUUUUUAUUAUUUCAAAUGACACUUUAUAUUCAAAUCUAAGCUAUUUGGGGAAAAAGUGUUACGGAAAUGUACAAUUAACACCAUCUUUUCUACUGGUCAAGCACCUCAGUGCUGCCCCCCACACUAAUCUCUGACUGUACUCAGACUUUGUUGAACCUGGGCUUACACUACUUUUUGUCUUAGUUGAACUAAUUCAUACUUUAAAGAUGAUAUAUUUUUUAAAUUUUUACCCAAUGUUCUCGAGAAGAACCGCCCUACAGAAGGAAAACUCAAUUCUGUUUUACACUUUGAAAAAAUAAAACCUUUUGGAGCUCACCA